Messenger RNA from Mastomys coucha (southern multimammate mouse), 3409 nucleotides. It is a transcript of the gene Lysmd4, whose product is annotated as LysM domain containing 4. The record is from RefSeq and is a predicted model, not a curated record. The transcript has 3 exons. Bases 536 to 1417 code for a protein of 293 amino acids. Lineage: Eukaryota; Metazoa; Chordata; Mammalia; Rodentia; Muridae.
CUGGCUUAUCCAAUUCUGGUCUGUGUUGUCACGGCAACAUUUCACAUCCCUGAACUUUUGUUUAUCUCUGAGCAGGGGCUGGCAACCAUUCGGCCCCUCAAAGGAUAUACUAGGUGGAAGACUCAGGAUGAGGCUACCUGGGACAGGCCUCCUAGGUACGCUCCUGGCCACGGAUCAGGACGCACAUGAGUCAAAGGUCUCUCCUGCCGGGAAGAAGACCGAGGCUUAGCAGAAAGCCGAGGCCACCGCGAAGGAGGCCAAGUUUCACACCUGGCUCAGAAGGGGAAACUGGGCACAGCUGGGACAAACGACAGAAGAGCAAAAGUCCAGGGUCCACGCUGGAGCCCCGCCCAUCAGGGCCCGCCCCUUGAGCAGGGCUCAUUCUGACCUCUCAGCACCUCCGGGCUCUGCCAGGGCCCGCCCUUCUCUGAAGUCAUUGGUUGGCUUUUAGUCCCCGCCCCCGGAAGACCUGCUUUUUUGCAGCCAAUCGGCGGGCGCAGUGGCGGUGGAGCCUGGGAACGAGUUAAGAGAGAAAAUGAGGCAGAAGGAAGUCUUAGCCAAGACCUUCCAAGGCCCAGCUGUUGUCUGUAGGACUUCAAACAGCCACGUUUACAUGUUCAAGAAUGACAGCGGGGACUCCGGGGACUCUUCUGAGGAAGAGUCACAUCAGGUGAUGUUACGACCCCGGGGCAAGGAACGCCUGAAGAACAGCCACCAACCACCAGGAACAGGCAACACGGUUCUGCUGCAGCGGGAGCUGGCCCAGGAAGACAGUCUUAACAAGCUGGCUCUCCAGUAUGGCUGCAAAGUUGCAGAUAUCAAGAAAGCGAACAACUUCAUCAGAGAGCAAGACCUGUAUGCUUUGAAGUCAAUCAAGAUUCCGGUGAGAAAUCAUGGGAUCCUCACGGAGACCCACCAAGAACUAAGGCCCCUUGGGGCCUCAUCCUCCGAAACCAGGGUGACCUUGGUAGAACUGCCUGAAGAUGAAGAUGCCCUUGAGGCAACCCCUCAGAGCAACCAGCUGACAGACUUCUUCAAAGGCAUUGAUGAGAACAUUGAGCGGGCUGUGCAGUCUGACGUCUUCCACAGUGACAGCUGCUGUGUGGAGGCCCCAGAUGAGCCGCUGCUCCCCAUAACCCGGAAGCCAGCGGCCGAUGGUGCAGACUGUGGGAUUCAGUGGUGGAAUGCUGUCUUCCUUAUGCUGCUCAUUGGGAUCGUGUUGCCAGUGUUCUAUCUCGUCUACUUUAAAAUACAGGCCACCGGGGAGGCCUCAAAUAGCUUGAACGCAACUGUUGUCCCCAAUGGCUCGAUGACACUGAGCCCAGUUCCAGGGCAAGCCCCCAGGUUGGCAGUUCCGGUGCCUACCCUCCCCACUUCAGACAACCAGGUCAGCCCUACCACCCAGGCAGGGGCCUAAGCUCAUUCUUUUCUAGAGUUGGCAGGCUUCAGCAAUUGGCCCUUGAUGUGUGUAACUGUCACCAACUCUUUGCAGAAGGUGUUGCAUUUUGCUUCCUGAGAUGUGCGGACGCCAUGGCAGUCUAGAUUGUAUAGACUGAGGAAUGGCUUGGCCUAACUCAAGGAUGCAGGAGCCCAGACAGCCACUGUCCCGGCAAGAGAAACAUUUACAUGAAAUGCAUGGCCCUUUCUUGAAGACAUGUAGGGGCUGGCUGCGAGUUCCUGUACAGCCAUUCUGUGCAGGCUCCUAAGUAGACUGUGACAAGGCAUCUGCGCUAUUGCUGUCCCAGGUGUUGGAUGGGGUCAAAUGACUGUCACAGUGUCCCUGCCUGCUAAGGGGAAAGGUGGGCUCAGAGACAUGCCCUGUGUCUACAUCAAGGUGCUAAAUAGUAUGUCACUGAGUUUGUUACAGUUGACAGCCUGACAUGUUUGCCUCUUAUUUGGCCCCACUGCGGCAACGAGAGCCCCACAUCCAAACCUCCAUCCUUUGAUUUAAGCCAUACCUCCAGAGUCACAUGAGGAGCAUCUCUGUGGUGGCUCCCUGGAUUGUCCCAGUUGGCAUCUGGGAAACAGCUGGUAUUGGCAAGUGUUUUGAAGGGACUACAUCCACCAUUAGGGUUCUAUCAUAUGGGUCUUUGAAGCAAACUUGUCAAGAACAGUGGGUCCCACCCCAACCCCUACCAUGUGCUCCCAAAGCAGAGUUCUUCAUGCUGCCUCCUUGACUCAUCUAUUCUCUGGGUCCUUAGAGUAAACUUGCAGAUACUGUGUCUCAGUGUUAAGACCAGACACAAUGUCAGUUUCCUGUAACAAAAUAAUCUCCAGUGGGAAGGUUUAUCUUGGCUCAUAGUUUCCAUCCAUGACCUGAAUUGGGAGGGGAGGUUAUGGUAAGAACACUAUGGAGGAGUAUGUGUGGUAGAACAGAUUAUUCAUAUGACAGGGAAGAGAGAAGGGGAGACGAGGAGCUUGGGUGCAGGCAUCACCUUCAAAGUUCUGCCUGCAGUGACCUAACUUCCUCCCACUAGGCCCCAUUUCUUAAAGGAUCCACUCCUUCCCAACACUGAAAUGAGGACCAAGCCUUUAAGAUAUUUGCCUUUGGGGGACAUAUCCAAACCCCACCAAAGUAACUCUGUGAAAGGCUGGAAAGAGAGGCAGGAGGGUGCAAAAGGCUCAAGGUUUCCUCAGCGGCUCCCUGAGGGCAGCUGGCCAUCAGCGUCCUGUAACCUGUGUGGGAGGAAGGGAUAAGUCAGAUUGCCUUGUCAUAGCAGGGACAGGCAGAGGUGGCUGCGAGCUCAGCCUCCAGGCCGACAGGCUAGCAGGCUUCUGGGAUGGUUACCAAGUUGACACUUAGGCUUAGAAAUCUGACCAGAGGAGCAGGAUAGUACUGGAGCUGGGCCUCCUGUCUGAAAAAUAAUCCACCCAGAGUGCAAAUAACAAAUUUAAAUCGUCUUCAGAAUUGAGUAUUUUGAGGCCAAAAGUGAGCCCAUGAAUCCUGGUAAUAAACAUCUCGAUUAUGUAUGUGAUUUCUGUCUGGAUGCUCAAGACCGUUGUGGCUGUGAAGUUUCUCUUAAUUGUUGUCAUCAUUAACUUCAUCAGGCAGGGCUCAGAUCCCCAUGGGAAAAUAAUUUUGGCAGACAGAGAAUGUCUAUAUUUUUUUGUAUUCUGUCUCAAGUGUUGGGGACUUGUUACUGCCUGUAUAGAUUCCUAAGUAGAACAUGACAAGGGAUCUUCAAUGUCGGGGCUCCUGGGGUUGAAGGGGGUCAAAUGACUGUCACAGUGUCCCUGCCAGCUGAGGGCAGGGGUGGGCUUGGCUCAGAGAUGUGUGUUCUGUGUCUAGGCAGACCACGGUGCUACGCAAUAGUAUCAGUAUAUCACUGAGUUUUAACAUGUUACACUUUUAACUUGUAUUCCUGUAUUUUUCUCAAGUGGAAUAAAAUAAUUUCUUCUGUGAAGGAAA